AUGAUAGUAAAUAUUGACGUCGGAGUUUCCAAGUUUGAGGAGGAAAAUACUCUAAAAUCAAAACAGAUCUCCGACUUGCAGCUAAAUCUAGGUGCAUUAUAUGUUGGGUACUUCGAACUGAAAAAUAAGCUAAUCAGUGAAUUUAGUGACAAAUUCAAGACAUCGGUCGUUGAACCAAAUGCAGCAGAACCUUCUAAUUGUGCUCCUUCCCAAGUUGCUCAAGAUCCUCCUGUUGAUCAACAUGUCAAAACAACCCAUAUCAUUGAUCAAUUUGACAGUGAACCUGCUCAAGCUCAUCCAAGAAUAACUCUAAAGCAAUGUCCAAGACAAGUUACUGCUCAACGAAAGAGAGUUUUGCUCUUCAUGAAAAACUCCAACAAAAAUGUUUGUGGAGAUCAACCUCAACUGACCGUAACUAAGCUCGAGCAAAAGCAAUUCAGGAGGAAGAGUGGAAAGGUGGAAUACUACAACCACCAAAAUUACUUUUGCUCAUGGACCAGAGUCAAUCUUGGAGAACUUGCUGAUGCACCUUUUCACAAUCCGUCAAAUGAUCCCCGUGCAACUGAUUUCACAAGCUUCUUGGAGAAUUAG
Messenger RNA from Lactuca saligna, 591 nucleotides. NCBI's taxonomy places the organism in Eukaryota, Viridiplantae, Streptophyta, Magnoliopsida, Asterales, Asteraceae. The record is from the annotation of a GenBank genome assembly.